Messenger RNA from Ostreococcus tauri, 6678 nucleotides. RefSeq names its product P-loop containing nucleoside triphosphate hydrolase. Bases 1 to 6678 code for a protein of 2225 amino acids. The record is from RefSeq and is a predicted model, not a curated record. The transcript has a single exon. Gene Ontology annotation, molecular function: ATP hydrolysis activity; helicase activity. NCBI's taxonomy places the organism in Eukaryota, Viridiplantae, Chlorophyta, Mamiellophyceae, Mamiellales, Bathycoccaceae.
AUGGCGUCGGACGACCGCACGUUCGAUGCGUUGACCGAGAUAGAGCGCGCGCACGCGUUUUGCGGCGACGACGACGCGGCGAGGGCGACGCACGAACGUCUCGAACAAGAGAUCGCGAUGAACUCGGGCGAGCCGGAUCGAGGACGGGACCGACGACGAGCGACACGUAAGGGCGCGGGGACGCUCGAUGACGCGCGCGCGGUGUCGCGCGAGUGCGUGACGACGUGUCGACGGUGUUUGGAGGCGUUCAUCGCGUUGAGACGGGAGGACGCGCGGGAAAGGGUGGAGCGCGGGCGUGCUUCGUUCGCGGAGAGAGAACGCGCGCGCGCGGCGGAAGAAUCGCGCGCGAGGUGGGAUUACGAGCGGUUACAUCGCGCGUUCAACGUCGGGGAGGUGAACGACCCGAUCGAGAUCGCGAGCUUGCGGGCGCACGCGAAGGCGAACGCGUUGAGGGAGAUGUUGACGUCGCCGAGUCGGGCGAAAGGAAAGGCGUGUUACGACGCGUUCGGACACGUCUUCUCCCAGGCGGUUGGAAUCGAGGUCGGGGGUGAGCUCAAUGCGACGCCGAGCGCGAUGGAUGACGCGCGAGCGGUGAUCGAGGAGGCGCGAGAGCGACCUUGUGGGUCGUUUCCAGGGGUGUUUUUGAUGCUCACCGACGACGACAAACGUAAACGCGAGGAGGCGAAGCGCAUCAUCAAGGCCAGCGGCAACAACGGUCGCGGCGGCGUGCGGAACAAGCUGCGCUUAGAGAACUGCCCCGAUAGUUUCGUUGACGACGUGUUCGGAUUUUGGAUAGAUAGUUUAUUGAGGGAGGAGUCGCGGAAAACUUCACUGAGACGAAUCACUUGCGUGAAGAUGCACGAAGAUUUUCCCGAGGGCGUCGAGCCUUACGAGCCUAAAAGUGCGCGCGUGUGGUUUGCGUUGGCUUACACGCUGGAGAUGUGCGAUAACGCGCUGGUACAAGAGCUGUUCCAGUCGUAUUCGGUCAUUUUCCGACUUGCUUCAGACGCGGUGGAUCGAGCAAACGAAAACACAAAGAACAGCCUUUCUCUCUCGCUCUCGUGCAACGCGUGCGAGGUCAUUAACGCAGUCCUCUCGGUUCUUCCUCGCGGUCCGGACGCAGCGAGGGUGUUUUGGCCUCGCGUCGGCGUGCCUCCGAAGCAUUUGAUCGAUGGAUUGUAUGACGCCUCGAGGCUCGUGAAGGACAUGCCGGGGUCUCAGCUUAUCGCCCUGAAGUGUCUCAUGAACGUCUACCUCUUGCUCAACACGGGCGAUGCUGUUAGCUCUGGAAAGAUCGUCAGCAUCUUGGUGGAGGAGAUUCCGCGUCUCCCUCAUCUCUAUAGCCCGGAUGUGCAGUGGCGCAGCAGGCUCUUGGCGUGCGAGGCCGUGAAGGAACAGUACUCGGGCAUCGGCGUCGAUGACGCUGUGUUGACGAGCGGGGCCUGGUACGAUCGCGUUGGUGAUGAUUUGGCAAAUAGUCUCAGAAACCGCGAUGAACUUUCAGAGGGGGCACAGGCCACCAGAAACAUGUUAGCAAACACACUCGUCACCACGAUGGGUUACGUCAUUUGUGCAGAUGCCAUCGCACUGAACGCUCUAGCAGACCCAGGAUUCUUUUACUUUAGCCCCGAAGAUUGGGCGAAAGAGCAACGCAUCAAGGGCGAUACCGCUACCGGUCGGCUUCAUCUCAAGAUUUUGAGCACGGUGAGGUUGAAGAAGCGCUGGAAAGUCAACACGAGUGUGUGGAAAUAUGCGUUGGGUUACGAAAAAAUGUCGCCAAUCAACGAAACAGGCGUCGGCAACCUCGAACCGCAAUACGUUAGCGCGGUGAUGUAUGCGAUGGGCCUUAUCGCGCCGUACGCGCGCGAUGACGACGGAGCGAUGAAACCAGCAGAUAUCAAAAAAUACUUUGGCAAGUACGUCGAGAUCAUUCCUCAAAACCAAGAAAACGCCGACGCGCUACGAAAAAUCCUGAGCAAGUGCGGCGAGUGGUUUUUGCGAUCACUGUUAACUUGCGAUGAUGCGCUUACGGAGAAGAAGCCACUCGAUCGCUCCGAUGACGAAGCGAAGUGCAUGGAGGGUGUGGUAAUGUGCAUGAUGUCGCAGCGCAAUGCGCUGGUCACGGCAGCGGGCGAGGUCAUGAAGAAACAUUUUGAUGAAACGAACCGUGAACAGUGUUACCGACGCAUUUUGCUGGAUGAUGAACGAUUGUCCGUGUCCAAGGCGGUACUAGGGGCGACGUACUGCGCGCUGAAAGACGUGAAGAGAUUGUUGACAAACACUUCUGAGGAAGUGAGCGAACUUUUGAGGCGUGCGAGCGCACCGAUUCUUCAAACGCAUCACAUCAUCAAGGCGAUCGACAAAGACGACAAAGAACGACUCCAGACGUUUAGCCAGCAUUUGUCUCGGAUCAUGAUCGCAUCCAUCGGCGUCUUCGAAGCGGUCGUGCGAGACGGCCCCAGGAGAGCGUCAGCGGUCGACGACGAAAGGCUCUACACCAUGCUGGUCUACCUCAAAAUGUACUGGCAGUUGAUCAAGCAGCGCGAACAGGAGAAGAUUUUCAUAUCCAAUCAACCUGUGAACAUUCUGAAACUUCUUCUCUCUUGGGAUCCGAAGACUUUCAGCAAAUCGAAGGAGCCCAUUGACGGCGCUUGGAUCGAGGCGAUUAGAACUCUCAAGUUCGAAAUUGAAAACGAACCCGACUCAACUUUUACGGCAAGUGCGCGCGAGUCGGCCGAGUGUCGCCAUCUCGCUCAAUGCCAUGUGCAGUCGCAAGGAGAGAACGCUCUGAGCGACGAAAUCAGGAGAAAGCUCAUAGAAAUUUUCCCUGAACUGUCAGUGCGGGUAGAGAUGAGAGAGGAGGCGCCGGAAGUGAGCGAGUUGAACUUGACCCCAUUGGACCAGACGAGCGUUAUUCCGGACGCUCCAGACGAGAUCGAACAUGAUUAUGGUCCUGUUAUUCACGUGGUGGACUCAGAUCAGGAGUGCGAACCUCUGCCUACUCGGACGGACAAGUCACUGCGAGCUAAGUUCUCGUUGGAUGGCAGUUCAGUCAGCAAGAAGUCAACGGCGCAAAAGCGGCCGGAACCCGAGUCGAACGAACCGGGUUGGUUGCUUGGGACGGAUAAGCGGAAAAAGGCACGCUCGCAUACUGCGCGCAAAGAAAAGGCGCCGCCGGACGAGCCCGUGGCUAAACCCACUGGUUUCAAGAUUCGAAAACGCGCAGAGCAAACCGUUGAGACUGGGUCGUACAUAAAGGACACUCGGAAAACUGUGGUUCCGAUCGACAUUACAGAUGCGACUCAUAAGGCGUCUAGACAAGUGAUUUUUCCGACGAUGAACUCGCGAAACACGGACUAUUACGACAUGAUGAGUACCGUGGAUCGCAACAUUCAAGAUGAAUUCAAUGUCAAGAUGGAAGUACCGCCGCCACCAAUCGAACGCAAAUUCUCAUCUUCAACGGUCAAGCGCGCUCAGACGACUCCCAGCGUCGAGCACAGACCGAUGUAUAAGGCUCCAAACGCGCGACGAGCGCCAUAUAAAUUGGACGACCUCAUACGAAGUACCUUGUGCAUGAGUAUUGAGCAGAUAAAAGACGACACGGUGCGAAUUCACUUGGCUAACUGUACUCUCAACGAGAAGGAUAGUCAUCUAGCAGACUUCCCCCCGAACACUUUCCACAGCGCCGUGGAGUAUAAAGAUCACUUUAUUCCACUCAUGUUUACCGAAUUACGCGCGAACAUUCACCGGGCACUGGAGAAGGGGAAUCUCGGAGGUACAAAGCUAGGCGUUCUCGAGAACGACGGUGAGUUCAACGACAAUACCUAUACGAAGAUCAAGCUGGUGAUGCCCAGUACAGAGGUCGCAGAAUCCAUGUUCAAAGCAGACGAUUUAGUACUGAUGGAGACGGCGUCAAGGCGCGACAAGCUCAUCGAGUCCCAGGAGGAGAAGAGUGAGUUUGUGAGUCUGAGUCAAUCGAAACCGUCAUCGCGAGAUCACAAAAUGUACGUCUUCGGUCGAGUUGAAUCCGCGAGAGGGAUGAAUGUCAUCAUUCAGACGUAUCUCGGUGGGAAGGGUGCGAACCAGCGCUUGACCACGAUGAAGCGAGCCAUGCAAACGACUGGCACACAACUGCGUGUGUCGCGAGUGCUCGAACUUGCCCCAACCCUUCGUGAGCUUCACGCCGUCUGCAGCAUGAACGACGGACUCUUUGCCAGAUUUAACACGCACCUUCCCAGUCGGAUGCCGCUCAUGUAUCCAAAGCAGUUAUUGGGCAUCAGUGAGGAUGCGUUUAAAGCCAUGAGUCCGUCGUUGAACGAGACCCAACGCUUGGCUCUGCUUGGGGCGUGCGCGAGACCGUUCAUCGACGAUCCUAACAAGCGUGACGCGCCUGUACUUAUACAGGGACCACCUGGUACUGGGAAGACGCACGUUAUAUGCUGUCUAAUUGCGGCACUCCUGAACGGCCAAGACGCUCAGGGGCGUCCCAGGCGAUCACGCGUAAUUUGUGCAACGCAGAGCAACGCCGCGAUUGAUCACAUCAUCGAGCGCCUGGUGGGUACAGAGGGGUUGAAUCCGAUGUAUGAAGGCUUGAGGAGCGUAAUCAUGGGAGCUGAAGUCAUUCGAAUCGGUUCCGCGGAUAAAAUUAACCCGAAUUCCGCAUCAGCGAAGUGUCACGUACGCGAGAAGCUCAGGGCUGGCGGCGUCAAUCCUGAAGACGCUGAAGGAAACGUGUAUGCGCAGAACAGCAAGUACUUCGAGAAGGAACUCAACGCCACAAAGGCACAAAGACAAAGACUGGAGCAAAAAAUUCGAGCGGAGAGUCAGCGUUUAGAGAAGCGCAACGGCAAGUUUAGUGGUGUUAAAGUGCCCGCCUAUAGCGUUGAACUGGAAAGUUUAUUGGCCAAGCGUUUGGACCUCCUCAACACGCAAGACAGUUUGGAACUCAAGUUGAAGGGUAAACUCGUUGAAGAAGGUAGAAGUAAUGGGAACGUGGUGACCACGACGCCGUUUGAGCAAAUCAUCGACCGCGCAAACGUGGUGUGCGGAACGCUCUCUUCUAUGGGUCAACUCGCGAAGAAACAAGCGACGAAUGGAGCUGGCCCUUCUCGCCCGUGCGUCGCGAAUCUUUUCGACGUCGUGAUCAUCGACGAAGCUUCCCAAGCUGUCGAGCCGGCUUCGAUGGUCGCGUUGCAGUGGCUCAAGCCAGAUGGGCUCGUUAUUCUCGUAGGAGACUCCAAACAACUCGGACCGACGGUGAUUUCAAACGCCGCAAACAGAGCUCACUUUGGAUCGAGUCUCUUCGAGCGCAUGCAAUCCGUCGGUUUGCCGAGAUAUGAGCUCAGCGAGCAGUACCGAAUGCAUCCGGAAAUUUUGAGAUUUCCAAACUGGCAAUUUUACACAGACUCACUUCGAUGCGGUGAUGGUUGCAACGCUUUCACGCGUGCGGCUCCAUACCACUCCAUUCCAAACUGCGGUCCGUACCAGUUUUUCAACGCGCGACACGGACAGAUGGUCGUUGAUCGCUACCAACAAGGCGGUCGUUCGUGUUCGAACUCGCACGAAGCGGAUUUCGUGUCUUACUGCUACCGACAGAUCGCCAUCGCUGCGAGCCAGUCGAGGCAACGAAUCAGUGUGGGGAUCAUCUCUCCCUACAUCGAUCAAAUUCAAAGGAUGCGAGAGUUUGUCGAGCACAUUCAAAAGCACGAGAAUCGGGGAAACCUCGACACUUGGGCACCGGUGACGUACGGAACGGUCGAUCAAAUCCAAGGACAGGAAUUCGACGCGGUCAUAAUCUCGUGCGUGCGAGCCCGAGUGAAGAGUGAUGCGUCAAACUCGCUGACAGAUGUCGGCGUCGGCUUUCUCAACGACGUGCGCAGACUGAACGUCGCGCUCACGCGCGGUCGUUUAUCGACGUGGAUAAUUGGCAACUCUGAUUCGCUGAAGAACGAGCAAAUGUGGAGAGACUUGAUUCACGACGCCAAAGAACGCCGCGUGUUUGUGCAGUGCGGAAGAGAUGCUCCUUACAACGAUGUGUUCACCUCCGGCACGGCUGCGACCGCGCCGCAAGUGUCGGGCGCGACUGGGGCGUCCGAUCCCCAAGCACUCCCGCGCCGAGUCGUAAUGCAGGAAAAGAAUGAUCCGCGGAGAGCGCGAUUGGCAAAACAGCCGGACAGACUUGCGCAGACCUUCCUCCAGGAAGUCGAGGCUGGGGACAACGAGCCGGAAUGGAAGACAAUGGAAGAGUUGACUCGAGUUGACGACGCCCCGCCUCGGGCUUCGGAAGGCUUCCGAAGGGGGGUCGAAAGAGUGUUUGACGAUCGACAUCACUCGCUGUACGACUCUCACGGCGGUCGAGGAAGAGGAAUCGCGGGCCGUGGACGAGGCGAUGGUGGUCUUGGCCGCGGACGAGGCGACGGUGGACGUGGCCGUGGACGAGGCGACGGUGGACGUGGCCGCGGACGAGGCGACGGUGGUCUUGGCCGCGGACGAGGCGACGGUGGUCUUGGCCGCGGACGAGGCGACGGUGGACGUGGCCGCGGACGAGGCGACGGUGGACGUGGCCGUGGACGAGGCGACGGUGGACGUGGCCGUGGACGAGGCGACGGUGGACGCGGCCGCAGACCCGAAGCAAUCGUGAAAAAACGCGGAUGGUACGAAGACGAACUAUCCGACUGA